UCUUUGGCUUUGCUUCCCAGCUUGCAGAGCGCAGAGUCCAGGAAUGGCCGUGUUUAAGCAGCAGAAGGUCGAGGACCUGUACGAAAUCGGGGAGGAGCUCGGCAGUGGGCAAUUUGCCAUCGUGAAGCGGUGCCGGGACAAGGCUACGGGGCUGGACUACGCGGCCAAGUUCAUCAAGAAACGGCAGAGCCGGGCCAGUCGCCGUGGGGUCCGGCGGGAGGAGAUUGAGCGGGAGGUGAACAUCCUGCAACAGAUUCUGCACAGCAACAUCAUCCAGCUGUAUGAGGUUUACGAGAACAAAACCGACGUCGUCCUUAUCCUCGAGCUAGUCUCCGGAGGGGAACUUUUUGAUUUCCUGGCCCAGAAGGAGUCACUGAGUGAGGAGGAAGCCACACAGUUCAUUAAGCAGAUCCUGGAUGGGGUCAGCUACCUGCACACCAAGAAGAUCGCCCACUUUGAUUUAAAGCCUGAGAAUAUUAUGCUGCUGGACAAGAACCUUCCCAUUCCUUACAUAAAACUGAUCGAUUUUGGUCUGGCCCAUGAAAUAGAAGAUGGAGUGGAGUUUAAAAAUAUUUUUGGGACACCAGAAUUCGUAGCUCCAGAAAUCGUAAAUUAUGAGCCGCUGGGACUGGCAGCUGAUCUUUGGAGCAUUGGAGUCAUCACUUACAUAUUGCUCAGUGGUGCUUCUCCAUUCCUUGGGGAGACGAAGCAGGAGACGCUGGCUAACAUUACUGCCGUCAAUUAUGAAUUUGAUGAAGAAUUCUUCAGCCAUACCAGUGACCUGGCAAAAGAUUUUAUCCGGAAACUUUUGGUGAAAGAUACACGGAAACGACUCACAAUCCAGGAAGCUCUCGGGCACCCCUGGAUCCAGUCCAAAGAAGGCUCCAGAGCCCAAGGCCACAGGAGGAGUGAGCCCCGGCCGCUGGAGACCAAGUGGCUGAGAGAUUACACCAUCAAGAGCCACUCCAGCAUUCCUCCAAACAACACCUACGCCACCUUUGAACACUUUACCCGCGUGGUGGAGGUGAUCUCUGGCAUGGAGAGGAGCUUUGGCGCCCUGGCAGCCUCCCACGACACCUUGCAGGGGGACAUAGACGCCCUGGUCUCCAUCUACGAUGAGAAGGAAGCUUGGUACAAGGAGGAGCAUGAAAGCGUGAAGUAUGAGCUUUCCCAGCUGAAGUAUGAGCAUCGCAAGAUCGGAUCCUUGAAGAAGCACCUGAAGGAGGACAUCCAGGCCGUGGGCGCCAACCUUGCUGGGGUCGCAGGGAGGUACCUCGGCCUGCAGUCGCACUACGAACGGCUGAGCAAGGAGCUGUCGGAGGAACUCAAGUGGGUCCAAGACUUAACGGGCAGCUUCUGGCCUGAGGGCAGCCCCCAGGGCCACGCGCCAGCCAGCUUCGGCUGCGUCUUCCAGAAGGACCUCAACGACUCGCUGAUGGAGCUGCUGAACAGGUCCUGCUGUGAAGAAUUCCUGGCGGCCUUAAACCUGGGCAUGACAAAAUCCAGUCAGUGAUGCUGCUGAAAAGAGAAAUAU
This is a messenger RNA of Protobothrops mucrosquamatus (brown spotted pit viper), 1534 nucleotides long. RefSeq names its product death associated protein kinase 2 (gene DAPK2). The record is from RefSeq and is a predicted model, not a curated record. Gene Ontology annotation, molecular function: protein serine/threonine kinase activity; ATP binding. Gene Ontology annotation, biological process: positive regulation of apoptotic process; intracellular signal transduction; protein phosphorylation. Gene Ontology annotation, cellular component: cytoplasm; nucleus. NCBI's taxonomy places the organism in Eukaryota, Metazoa, Chordata, Lepidosauria, Squamata, Viperidae. The transcript is spliced from 9 exons. Bases 44 to 1513 code for a protein of 489 amino acids.